AUGACCAGGCAAGUCCUCAAUCUCUCUGACCAUUUACUCCACAAACUCCUCAGCUUCUUAAACCCCUCAUCCUCCUUAUCACAGGCCCACCAAGCCCACGCCCAGAUCCUCAAGACAGGUCUCUCCAAUCACACCAAUCUCACCACCAAGCUCCUCUCCCUCUACGCCAACAGCCUCUGCUUCGUCGAAGCCAAACUCGUCCUCCACUCUAUUCCACACCCCAACCUGUUCUCCUUCUCCACUCUCAUCCACGCUUUCGCCAAGCUCAACAGCUUCGGCAAUGCGCUUUCCUUGUUCUCCCAAAUGCUAUCUCGGGGCCUCGCCCCGGAUAGCUUCCUCUUCCCCAGUGUCGUCAAGGCCUGCGCCGGACUGCAAUCUUCGCAGUCCGCGAGACAGGUCCAUGCGAUCUCGUUUUCUUCGGGUUUCGCUUUGGAUUCGUUUGUGCAAUCCUCUCUGGUUCACAUGUAUAUUAAAUGUGACCGGAUUGGCGAUGCACGCAAGGUGUUUGAUAGAGUGCCUGAGAGAGAUGUGAUUAUUUACAGCGCUUUGAUUUCGGGGUAUUCUCGCCGCGGGUGCGUGGAUGAGGCGAUGAGGCUUUUGGGUGAGAUGAGGGGUUUGGGGUUUGUGCCGAAUGUGGUGUUGUGGAAUGGGAUGAUUGCCGGGUUUAGUCAAAGCAAGUUGUAUGCUAGUACGGUUGGGGUGUUUCAGAAGAUGCACUCGCAAGGGUUUGAACCCGAUGGGUCUAGUAUUUCUAGUGUUCUUCCUGCUGUAGGGGAGUUGGAAGAUUUAGACAUUGGGGUUCAGAUUCAUGGACAAGUGAUCAAGCGGGGGCUAAAAUCGGACAAGUGUGUUGUUAGUGCACUUGUCGAUAUGUAUGGGAAGUGUGCUUGCACGUUAGAGAUGUCUCGAGUUGUUGGUGAAAUGGAUGAAUUAGAUGUUGGUGCUUGCAAUGCUUUGGUGACAGGGCUUGCCCGAAAUGGUCUUGUGGACAAUGCACUUGAGGUGUUCAUGCAAUUUAAGGGCCAAGGAGUGGAACUCAAUACUGUGUCUUGGACCUCCAUAAUUGCUAGUUGUUCCCAAAAUGGGAAGGAUAUGGAGGCUUUGGAGCUUUUUAGAGAGAUGCAGAUAGAGGGUGUGGAGCCAAACUCUAUGACUAUCUCUUGCUUGCUUCCUGCUUGUGGCAAUAUUGCAGCCUUAACGCAUGGGAAGGCAGCCCAUUGUUUCGCUUUCAGAAGGGGGAUGCUUAGUGAUGUGUAUGUGGGCAGUGCGUUGAUUGAUAUGUAUGCAAAAUGCGGGAAAAUCCAAUUAUCUCGGCUUUGUUUUGAUAAAAUGCCAACUAGGAAUUUAGUUUGCUGGAACGCAGUUAUGAGCGGAUAUGCAAUGCAUGGAAAAGCCAAGGAAACUAUGGAGAUUUUUCAUAUGAUGCAGAGGAGUGGACUGAAGCCCGAUAUAAUCAGCUUCACCUGUGUAUUGUCUGCAUGUAGCCAGAACGGUCUAACAGAAGAAGGAUGGUAUUAUUUUAACAGCAUGUCAAAAGAACACGGUAUAGAGGCUCGAAUAGAACAUUAUGCUUGCAUGGUCACACUACUCGGUCGUGCUGGAAAACUUGAUGAGGCUUAUUCCAUGAUCAAGAAAAUGCCAUUUGAGCCAGAUGCUUGUGUUUGGGGAGCUUUACUGAGCUCUUGUAGAGUUCACAACAAUGUGACUUUAGGGGAGUCUACUGCAAAGAAGCUCUUCAAUUUAGAACCGGGAAAUCCCGGGAACUACAUUCUUUUGUCCAAUAUCUAUGCUUCAAAAGGCAUGUGGACUGAAGUAGAUAGAGUGAGAGACACAAUGAAGAGUCUGGGCUUGAGGAAGAACCCUGGCUGCAGUUGGAUUGAAUUCAAGAACAACGUUCACAUGCUUCUUGCAGGAGACAAAACACAUCCUCAAAUGAACAAAAUUACGGAAAAGUUGAAUACAUUGAGCUCGGAGAUGAAGAAAUCAGGAUACUUACCCAGUACUCAUUUUGUAUUGCAAGAUGUGGAGGAACAAGAAAAGGAGCAGAUUUUGUGUGGUCACAGUGAGAAAUUGGCAGUAGUGUUGGGGCUUCUGAACACUCCUCCAGGGUCUUCCCUUAGGGUGAUUAAGAACCUCCGGAUCUGUGGUGAUUGUCAUUCUGUUAUCAAAUUCAUAUCCAGCUUGGAAGGAAGAGAGAUUUCAGUCAGAGACACCAAUCGCUUUCAUCAUUUUAAAGAUGGAGUUUGUUCUUGUGGGGAUUACUGGUGAAAUAAGGGCUUACUCUUCAAGAAGGAAAGUGUUCCUUCAAGUAAGGUUCUGACUUGGGAUGAUCAAUAUCUCCACCUACUCGAGAGAAAAGCUUUACUGGUGUUGAUGAUCAUAUAGUCU
Messenger RNA from Fragaria vesca subsp. vesca, 2388 nucleotides. Its product is annotated as pentatricopeptide repeat-containing protein At1g20230-like. Lineage: Eukaryota; Viridiplantae; Streptophyta; Magnoliopsida; Rosales; Rosaceae. The record is from RefSeq and is a predicted model, not a curated record. Gene Ontology annotation, molecular function: RNA binding; zinc ion binding; protein binding. The transcript has a single exon. The coding region runs from base 1 to 2268 and encodes 755 amino acids. Gene Ontology annotation, biological process: RNA modification.